CCAGUCGCUGAAGUCCAGGCGGGUUGGGACUCCAUAUCCCCUGGAUACUAUGCGGCAUGACGGCCAGAAGGCCGAGAGCAGUUCAGCAUCAGCAUGCAGCCCUCGGGAACGUCCCCAGCUUCCUUUAGAUUCAGUCUGAGUGGAUCAGGAUUGUGACCUUGUGUUCACGGCAGCUGCUAAACCGAAUCCUCCAGUACGGCUUAUAAAGUAGAGCCCGACUCGCAGACCCUAUGGGUGACGGGGGCGUGGGUUUCAUUGACAGGUCUGGAAAACAGGAGUAGUUCAUACAUGACAUACAAUAAUGUUUCCCUGCUGUCUCCUCCAGCGGUUUAGCCGGCACUGAGCGCAGAAGCGGCUGGAUACGUGACGGGACACAAGUCAGAUGCGACCGCUGGAUGGUAGCUACCAAAGCGGUCAAGUUGCAAAGCUUUGACACUUCCUAGCAUUACAGGAGCACCAAUGUACAUCCAGUCGCGUGGUCUUGAUAGACCAGCCUGCCUUGCGGUCUAAACCCUGAGGCCUUGUUGGGAUUCGAAAGACCCCGCAAAGGCGUACUCCCCAUUUAUCAGGCCACGGUUCUCCUUCGAGGUGAAGCAGGAAAGCCGUGUUUAGAAAAGGAGCAGAGAAGCGGCAAUGCUCAAUCGCCCUUUGGCAAUCAGGUUUGCAAACCUGCAGCUUCCAGAGCUCCUCGUUUCCUAAGGGCAUUAGGCAUCAGUAGAGCAUCCAUCAUGGCCUGCACCUGGAUGCUGUUGAACAAGACCCGGUGGAUGACUUCUGAUGGCUUAAGACCCCUGAUAUUUUUUAGUUGCUGAAGUCAAGGAAAAUGAAAUCGUUCUUUUUUAGCUUGGUUUCUGGUUCCUGAGGACAGAACAAAUGAUUACAUGGGGAAGAAAUUAACUGCGGUGCGGGGUGUUUAGCAAAAGCAUCUGUACCAUGUUUAAGUCCUCAGCCUAGACCUCCUACAGACAGGGAUGGGGCAGGGAGCCUGGUCUGGUGCAAAGCAGAACGGCCUGAUGGUUUCCCAUGUAUCCUCACAGGAGCAGGAAGGAUUUGUCAUCUACUCUCUGGUGGAGCUGGCCAUGUGGCUUGAGUCCCAUUGAAACUGGUGAUUGAUUCAUGCCGGCUCAAGGCUGGAGGUGUCUGACUGAGGUGCUUUUCCUUGGAGACUCCGAACUCAGGCUGUGAGAUGCAACCUGCUUAUUAGUGCCCCGCCGGGCAAAAGCCUGGGGUCUGCUUAUCGCCAGGAGUGUCUCACAGGAGUGUGCCCGUGAGAUGGGGAGACACGGCUGCUGAGCCAGGCUUUGAUUGCAGCGAUUAUAGUUCCUUGAAUUUGUAACGGUGGGAAGACGGAGGGAUGGUAAUUCUGCAUUAUUAUGCAGAAACAUGCGGAGCUGUCAAUGCCGCAGGGUCCCCCACGGAGGAGAGACAUGCAGUAGGAGCCCGUGCGUCCCGUCGACGAGUGACACUGGUUCAGGCCCCGCGGUAGCACACAGCAGGACAAAAGGACUCAGCAGAGGACAGGAAAUGCAGAGAAUCAGCUGCCUCCUCACAGGAUUUGUCUUAAUCCUCGGUGUGACCAGCACGGAGCAUUUGGCCCGGUCAGGCCGCAGGGUGUGCUCCACGGUGACGCAGAGCCAGACGGUUUCAUACCUGGAGUCCCAUGUCCAGCCGGUCUACCAGCCCUACCUCACCACCUGCCAGGGACACCGCGUGUGCAGCACGUACAGAACCAUAUACAAGGUUGCCCACCGCCAGGCAUUCAAGAAGUACUCCCAGCCCAUGUACACGUGCUGUCCAGGCUGGAGAAGGGCAAGCAGCCAUGCAGCCAGUUGCAACACAGCUGUUUGUAGGGCGCUGUGCCAGAAUGGCGGGAGAUGCUCCUUUCCGGACAGAUGCACCUGCCCUCCGGGGUGGACGGGAAGAGCCUGCCAGUCAGACAUGGACGAGUGCUCCGGCCAGGGUCACGGCUGCGGCCAGCGCUGCGUGAACACGCCUGGGAGUUACCGCUGCGCCUGUCACGAGGGGCAUCAGCUCUCUGCAGAUGGGAAAUCAUGCCGGGCUCUGCAGCCAGCUUCAAGGACAGAGGUGUCUGCACCUCCAGCCCUCAACCGAUCCGGAGGUGCCUCCGGUGAAGUGAAGGAAGAAAUGAAAGCCUUGAGGAGCAGGAUGGACGUGCUGGAGCAGAAACUGCAGUCAGUGUUGGCUCCCUUCCAUCACUUCGUGCCAGCUGGGCUGGAUGACGUCAGCCCGGACCCCAUCACCGUCCUGUCCCACUCCCUGCGGCAGCUGGACAGGAUAGACUCCCUGAGCGAGCAGAUCUCUUUCCUGGAGGAGCGCCUCGAGACAUGUUCAUGCAAAAAUGAACUUUAGCACGUACCCACCACGUCCCGAAAGCAGCGGCAGAGCAACUGGGUCAACCUGCCCUGGCCGAAGCCAGACCACAGCUGAAGAAGCCACGGUGCCUGCAGGACAACAUGGGAUGACAGGAUAAGAAUUUGUUCUCGAUGUGGCUGUGCCUGCUUCCUCUUCCUCAGCCUGCUGGCCCCGGGGCAGCUACGUCCGAGUUAGCCAAGUCUCCUCCCAAAGAUCAUGCCUUCCCCCCCACACUCGUAGUGACCCCUUUCCUGCACGGACUGGCUCAGUCCAUCCUUAUACAAGAGAAAUGCUGCAAGCAAAACUCCAUGGUGCUUAUUUUUUUUGCUUGUAGUUAGUCCUAGAUGAAGUCUCAGGAUACACGUAUUCAUGGCGAGGUAGCUACGUGAUUGCAUGAGCCGUGCUAACCGCAACCUGCUUCCAGCUGCUUCUUUCAUGCUUUGUAUUGCUAGAGCCUCUCAUGCCAUGCCGCUCGACGGAGGGAGCACAGCUCCCUCCGUCUUACUUACCUCACUUCGCGAUUAGACUAAGGCAUAGUGCAUGGGAGUCUAGAUCCAGCCUUUUCAUAUCGACUGACAACUUCGGUAAUUCCCUUUGCCCUCCAAAGUGCUUUGAGGCCCUCGACCAAAGCCGGCUGCUGGCAGGACAGCCAAGUGCAAUGUUAGAAGAGGGCAGGGAAAACGGCGGUUAAGAAACCCCAGCCAUGCAAGGAGUACCAGGAAUAGGGGAAAGUUGCAUCUCUCCAGUUUCUGAUGCCCCAGGUGAUGGGAGCUCUCUCUCCUUGGCUUUCCUCUCUGCAACAAGCUUCUCUUCUGUCCAGCGAGGGCAAUACAUUAGCUGCCAUCAUCUGCUUGUCACCUGAAGAGAUGCUGCUCUUGAAAGGCUUUGAAGCAUUUCAUUUCUUUCUACUGUAGGCACUUUGGAGGGGGAAAGGAAAAAAAACAACCCCCAUCCCUUUCUGCAAGUCUGACACUGAACACGUUUAACCUCCAUCCCGCCAUUCCAGGUGCCCGGUUCAUGAGCCAACAUGUUUCCCCUCUUCAGGUGCUCCAAGGGUUGGGAAGAGGGUAGGUACAACAUAAUCCUUCUGCGUCUUGAGAACUGGCUUCAUACCGCAUUACACAGGGAGACUUGGCAAGUUGGCUUGUUUACUGAAGGUAACCGCCCCCUUCACACAGGUGCCUCCAUCCCUGCCCAGAAUGAAAAGCCGGCACAAUGGCUGUAUUGUAAUGCUGUAUGAAUAGAGGCAUUACCAGACAGCUCAGGGGGAAAGCCUGGAUAGCGCACGCCUAUCUCUCCCCACGCUAUCGUGAGUGAGGUAGCCGCACUGGCUAGAAAACACGGCACAUGGUACAGUACUUUCCCACCGACGCAGCAAUGGAAGAUGGAAACUGUAAGGUAUUUGCCCACCAUACAAUAGGGAGAAGGGUUUUUAUUAAAAAAAAUAAAGUCAUAUACUGUAAGGAAAAAAAAAAAUAA
Molecule: messenger RNA, 3852 nt
Organism: Alligator mississippiensis (American alligator)
Lineage: Eukaryota; Metazoa; Chordata; Crocodylia; Alligatoridae
Gene: EGFL7
Product: EGF like domain multiple 7
Exons: 9
Coding region: 1384-2370 (328 amino acids)
Biological process (GO): anatomical structure development
Cellular component (GO): cell surface; extracellular region
Molecular function (GO): calcium ion binding; signaling receptor binding
Source: RefSeq, a predicted model, not a curated record